Molecule: messenger RNA, 438 nt
Organism: Fomitiporia mediterranea MF3/22
Lineage: Eukaryota; Fungi; Basidiomycota; Agaricomycetes; Hymenochaetales; Hymenochaetaceae
Exons: 1
Coding region: 1-438 (145 amino acids)
Source: RefSeq, a predicted model, not a curated record
AUGAAGAGGGAAGUUUACCUCUGGGAUACUCCUCCGCCUCGGGAUUGGAGUCUGCUGAUGCCAGAAUACGAACUGGCAACCGAGGACACGUUCCGAUUUGACAGUAACUGGAGUACGCCGGAGUUGACGACUGGACGUGACGGGUCCCAUCGGGAUAGAAACGAAUCGGUCGGCUCAACGCCCGUAGGAACGCCGCGGGCCCAAUCAGUGGACGUCCAAUCGGUUGAUAGAUCCCUUGUGAUCGUUCUUCCGGGAACGAUGGAGGAAGCGGAGCCACCGGACGAAUUGAUGGACGUUCGGGAUGAGGGUGAGGACGAGGACGAAGGCGAGGACGAUGUCUUGGUUCCUUCCAUCCCCGUUGACAGAAGAAGAUCAAGGGCUCCCAGCCCUCCAUCUCUUCCUCCGUCACACUCCGUCUCAAGACUUUCAACUCCCUAG